Messenger RNA from Hylaeus anthracinus, 1705 nucleotides. RefSeq names its product phosphatidylinositol glycan anchor biosynthesis class U protein (gene PIG-U). NCBI's taxonomy places the organism in Eukaryota, Metazoa, Arthropoda, Insecta, Hymenoptera, Colletidae. Gene Ontology annotation, cellular component: membrane; GPI-anchor transamidase complex. The transcript has 4 exons. Gene Ontology annotation, biological process: attachment of GPI anchor to protein; protein localization to cell surface. The record is from RefSeq and is a predicted model, not a curated record. Bases 365 to 1654 code for a protein of 429 amino acids.
UGCAUAAACAUCCACAGUCUAUUUAUAUGUUAUAACAGAAAUGAAACACCGUCGACUGAUAAAUAAUUAAAUUAUUUCAAUGAACGCAUGAGAAAGUUUGUUGGUUAUAAUUCAUAAGCAUAAGAAAUCUGGAGUGCGGCGGUAUAGCUUUUUGACAAUGGAGCUUGUAAUUUUUAAUUCGUUUUAACAACAACGAAUGGGACAGACCAUGUCGUGGAGAAUUAUACAUUGAAAAAUUGUAAAGAUAUACAAUCACGUAAACAAACAAGAGCCGUGUAACAUGCUCGAUUAAAUACCGGCUGUACUCCGUAAAUGGGUUGUUACACGCAACAAAUGUAUGAAUGAUUUGUAAUUUGUUAAAAAAAUGUCGAAGCAAUGGUUAUCGAACUUCGUAUUAGCUGGUACUAUUAGAUUUCUAUUAAUGAACUCUGGAUACCAAAAAGUUAUUAGCGAUCGUGUGGAAGUCUCUACUGCGUUAAAUUCUUGGAAAAGAGUGACUGAAGGUGUUCAUUUAUACAAUUUUGGCAUUGAUCCUUAUACGGGUGAUUUAUUUCAUGAAAGUCCUAUCGGUUUAUGUAUUUUUGAUCUCUUACAACGUCAUUUACCUCGAUGGACUCUGUUCUUCUUAUUUAUAUUUACUGAUUUAUUGACUGCCUUACUCCUCGCAUUUACAGCAAAACAAUAUGCAACUGAAUUGGUUUCUAAAAAGAAGGAGAAGAUAGAUGAUGAGAAUAUAGAAAGUCAAAAUGAUGGUUCCGAGAUAUCUACUUCCAUGAUGUAUGUCUCAGCAGGAUAUUUAUUUAAUCCAUAUAUAAUACUAAACUGUGUUGGACAUACAACAACAGUAUUUACAAAUUUAUUAUACUCUGUAGCAUUGAUUUCAAUGACAAGAUCUUCCAUAUUUGGAAGCUGUUUGUCAAUUUCAUUAUUGACAUUACAAGGACUUUAUCCUGUGUCACUCAUGGUACCAGCAGUUAUUUAUAUUGCUCGUUCCAAGAAUACAAAACAAAAAAGAAACAUUAUAAUUUUUACUAUUAUGGUAUUCGCAAGCAUGUUGACAGCAUUACUUUGCAUUUCCUAUUAUAUCAUGGGAAGUUGGUCGUUCGUUUGGAGUACAGUUGGCUUUAUUUUAACAGUACCCGAUUUGCGUCCGAACAUAGGACUAUAUUGGUACUUUUUUACAGAAAUGUUUGAGCAUUUCAGAUGGCUCUUUAUUGCUUCUUUCCAAAUAAACGUCAGUUUAUUGUAUAUAGUACCGUUAGCAUUGAGAUUACGACACGAUCCAAUGCUACUAGCAUUUUCCUAUUUAGCAAUUGCUGCUAUAUUUAAGUCCUAUCCGUGCAUAGGAGACGUUGGAUUUUAUAUGUCUCUUUUGCCACUUUGGAAACACUUGUUUCAAUAUACACAACAAGGAUUCAUUGUAGGAUGUUUCAUGCUAUUUUGCACAGUUUUUGCACCAACUGUUUGGUACCAGUGGAUUUAUUCCAGAUCGGCAAAUGCAAAUUUCUACUUCGGAGUAACGCUGGCGUUUGCUAUAGCACAAAUAUUUCUGUUAACAGACAUUCUUUUUGCGAGUGUAAAACACGAAUUUGCGAUCCGUCAUGGUAUUAAUAAAGAUGUUAGCGGAAGUAAGGCAAAACUACUUUUAGAAUAAAGUUGUAUCUUACGAAGUUUAGCAUUAAAACAGUUUAUUAAAGUUGCAGAA